Molecule: messenger RNA, 2869 nt
Organism: Hipposideros armiger (great roundleaf bat)
Lineage: Eukaryota; Metazoa; Chordata; Mammalia; Chiroptera; Hipposideridae
Gene: SUV39H1
Product: SUV39H1 histone lysine methyltransferase
Exons: 7
Coding region: 161-1564 (467 amino acids)
Cellular component (GO): nucleus
Molecular function (GO): histone H3K9 methyltransferase activity; protein binding; zinc ion binding
Source: RefSeq, a predicted model, not a curated record
CGAGUGGCGGGAGGGGUCCGGUCACGGCUUGCCGGUUGGUCCGCGGGGGCGCUGCUCGCUAUACGGCACGGCCAAUAGGCUGCGCGCUCUCGGCCACUCCCGCGCGAGCUCUCUUCUCGCGAGGCCGGUUAGGCCCGAAUGUCGUUAGCCGUGGGGAAAGAUGGCGGAAAAUUUAAAAGGCUGUAGUGUGUGUUGCAAGUCUUCUUGGAAUCAGCUACAGGACCUGUGCCGUUUGGCCAAACUCUCCUGCCCUGCCCUCGGUAUCUCCAAGAGGAACUUCUAUGACUUUGAAGUCGAGUACCUGUGCGAUUACAAGAAGAUCCGCGAACAGGAGUAUUACCUGGUAAAAUGGCGUGGGUACCCAGAGUCAGAGAGCACCUGGGAGCCACGGCAGAAUCUCAAGUGUGUGCGCAUUCUCAAGCAGUUCCAUAAGGACUUAGAACGAGAGCUGCUCCGGCGGCACCAGCGGUCAAAGCCACCCCGGCAUCUGGACCCAAGCUUGGCCAACUACCUGGUGCAAAAGGCCAAGCAGAGGCGGGCACUCCGGCGCUGGGAGCAGGAGCUCAAUGCCAAGCGCAACCACCUGGGACGCAUCACUGUGGAGAAUGAGGUGGACCUAGAUGGCCCCCCACGGGCCUUUGUAUACAUCAAUGAAUACCGUGUUGGUGAGGGCAUCACCCUCAACCAGGUGGCCGUGGGCUGCGAGUGCCAGGACUGUCUGUGGGCACCUGCUGGAGGCUGCUGCCCCGGGGCAUCGCUGCAUAAGUUUGCCUACAAUGACCAGGGCCAGGUGCGGCUGCGAGCCGGGUUGCCCAUCUAUGAGUGCAACUCCCGCUGCAGCUGCGGCUAUGACUGCCCCAACCGCGUGGUACAGAAGGGCAUCCGCUACGACCUCUGCAUUUUCCGCACAGAUGAUGGGCGUGGCUGGGGCGUCCGCACGCUGGAGAAGAUCCGCAAGAACAGCUUCGUCAUGGAGUACGUGGGAGAGAUCAUUACCUCAGAGGAGGCGGAGCGUCGGGGCCAGAUCUACGACCGCCAGGGUGCCACAUACCUCUUCGACCUGGACUACGUGGAGGACGUGUAUACCGUGGAUGCCGCCUAUUAUGGCAACAUCUCCCACUUUGUCAACCACAGUUGUGACCCCAACCUCCAGGUGUACAACGUCUUCAUAGACAACCUUGAUGAGCGCCUUCCCCGCAUCGCUUUCUUUGCCACAAGAACCAUCCGGGCAGGCGAGGAGCUCACAUUUGAUUACAAUAUGCAAGUCACCCAACUCUCCCCGCUCCUAACCCUCUUUGGCCUUCCUCAUUCCAAGCCUCUGGACACCCUGUGGCCUCCAGCCAGUCCCCUACUUGACAAACUAGCCACCUCUGAGACACUCAAGGGGGGAUCUUUGACAGGAGAGUUCAGAUGCCCUUCUGGAUGCCCAGUGGACCCCGUGGACAUGGAGAGCACCCGCAUGGACUCCAACUUUGGCCUGGCCGGGCUCCCUGGCUCCCCCAAGAAGCGGGUCCGUAUUGAAUGCAAGUGUGGGACUGAAUCCUGCCGCAAAUACCUCUUCUAGCCCUUCGAAGUCUGAGGCCAGACUGACGGUGGGGGCCUACAGCUACCCAUCCCACCCACCCACUACCCACUGCUCCCCUCCUGUUGAGGAACGACUGCCAGGGUCUCCUGCCUGUCUCCACAUGUCCCCACCUGCCCCGUGCUAGGGGGUUGUAGUGAGGACUGACUCCAGGAAUUCCCCCUCCCUGUAAUUGGUCAACACCAGGACUUUCUGCAGUUGGGAUUCAUGGCCUGUGAAGGAGGUACAAGGGGCGAGCCCCAACCCAGCCUCAGAAUAGACAGAUACUUGGUUUUGCACCUGCUUAUUUUGCCUGGAGCUUGAGGGGUUGGUCUGUUGUGGACCCUCUCCCUACUGCUCAAGAGUGGAGAAGCCACCCGAGGGCAGGCUGACCUCAGAGGCCAGACUUCCCAGCCCUCUUGGAUCCUCUGCCACAGAAAUUUUAUGCUAGGGAAAGAAAGGGGCUCUCCAGGGCUGGGGACUGAGGCUGGUUUCUGCUCAUGCUCACAUGCCAGCUGUGCAUCAGAACUAGACACCCACUGGAAGCGGUGUGGACGCCCAUGGCCCACUGGCCAAUGAAAGGAAGGCAGUCCAGACUCUAGCCCUUAUGGUGGACUGGCAUUGAGCUCUGCCUUUGGGGUGCACAGAAGGCACCUAGGGCCCCUAGGGAGGUUCUGGGAACCCUGCCCUGGGGUAUGCUGGGACUACUCAGAGCUGGAACCAAGAUCUAGCUAUGCUGUAGAUAGCACUUAGGACAAAAAUUAUUGAUGGGGUAGUGAUGAGGUGUCAGGAAGUGGGUGGAGCACCUGGUCCACGUGGAUUGUCUCAGGGAAGCCUUGAAAACUGUGGAGGUGGAUCCCAGAAAAGGGCCUAUUGGCAGAAGGCCAAGUACAGGCCAAGAAUGGGGUGUGGGGAUACCUUACCCAUGAAAUGGUGAGGUGCCAGGGAAGCCCCUGCCACCUGCCAGCUCCAGGCCUCAGACCUUUGCAUUCACCUUGGGUUCGCUGGUUAUAAAAGUGACCCACCUACAGGUGUACAGAAGGCAAAGGCUCUCAUGGCUGCCUCGCCUCUUGCUUCCCCUGUGAAGUCUCUAGGAAGCCUUCCCUGACUACCUGUGCCCAGAUUGCCCCUCCGUGAGACUGUGUGCCCUGCUACCAGAUGCCAUAUCUGUGUGGCUGUCUGUGUGUCUGUACUCCCUGCCCCCAGAAUUAACUUUCAGGCAUGAACUGAAUCUGAUUUUUCUCCUGUAAAUUCCUUGGCCCUACCCAUCCUGGGUGAGCAUCAAUAAAAUCAUGUUGACUGAAUAAA